Messenger RNA from Styela clava, 1785 nucleotides. Its product is annotated as acid-sensing ion channel 1-like. Gene Ontology annotation, molecular function: ligand-gated sodium channel activity. The record is from RefSeq and is a predicted model, not a curated record. Gene Ontology annotation, biological process: sodium ion transmembrane transport. Gene Ontology annotation, cellular component: plasma membrane. Lineage: Eukaryota; Metazoa; Chordata; Ascidiacea; Stolidobranchia; Styelidae.
AAUUGUAACAUCCGAAGUUCUUUAAUGAGUUUAGACUUUGAGCUUAGAUAUGGUUUGAAUAUUUUGAAAUAGUUUGUCGAAUCAUAAACAUAACUUCCAUUCUUACAAUAAAUUUCCGGAAUUAUGGGAUAAUAGAAAAACAUGAAUUUUGAAAAAAUUAAUUUUGAUUCAAGACUGCCCGGAUGGAAAAUAGAAAAGACUUCACAAUUGGAAAUUAUCGGAGAUAAGGAAAGACAGAACAAAUGCAGUUCAAAUUUACAAAAUGUAUCUUCGUCUUUGUACACAAAAGCCUUUAUCGAGGGAGUUGGCGUUCAAGGAAUUCGUUACAUAUUUAUGAAUGAUCAUACUUGGCAUAGGAGGUUGCUUUGGGUUUUGAUGGUUCUCGGGGCUUCUGCAUAUGCUAUAUUUAUGACUGUCAACAAUGUAAACAAUUUCCUAUCGUAUCCUUCAACAACAAAAACUGAAGAAUUUUUUGUAAAGAAAAUAUCCUUUCCCGCGGUGACAAUGUGCAACUUCAAUGUGUUCCAGAAGAAAAAAUUAUCUCCUGCUGAAUCAAAGAUGUUGGAAAUUAUGUAUCGACCUUUUCCUGAUUUUGGGCCGGACAAAAUCAAUGCUUCGGAAUAUGAUAAUAUCAAUAUUAGACAAUUUUUUCACAACAAAUCAUAUAAUUACCUUACGUACAUGGGAGUUUGUUCUUAUCGUGGGAAACUGUGUAACAGAACAAAGGUACUUCAUACAAAACUUAGAGAUAUUGGCGUCUGUUUGACGUUUGAUCCAUCAAAAGACGAAGAAGAAAAAUACCAAACUUUAAGAGGUGUGGAUGGUGGCCUUGAAGUUGGAUUUAUGUCAGACGUAAAGGAUUGGACUCAUGGACCUUUCAUGACAUUAGAGGGAUUUUCUGUAUUGGUUCACGAUCCAUCAGAUGAUGUAGUAUUAUUGGAAAACAGAGGGAUUUAUGUACCGGUUGGCGCAACUGUGAACCUGAUGAUAAAUAAACUCAUUGAACAAAGAAUGGAACCACCUCAUGGGCAAUGCGGUUUUCGUGAACUUAAAUAUUAUCCGAAAUACACUCAAACAGCUUGUUUGGUUGAAUGCGAAAUGGAUUAUAUGAUGGAGAAUUGCCAUUGUGUGGCAGAAUACGCUCUGGAUUUCCCUUCAGUGAAAACCUGCAACAAAUUUCAACUUGACCAAUGCAAGAUUCAGCAUAUUUCGAAUGAAUCCGCAAAUCCAUUUAUCCUUCAAGAGUGCAAUUGUCCUCCGGAUUGUAACAGAACGAUUUAUGAUAUUACAAUGACGUCUUCAAGAGUAACUGAAGGAACCAGGAUACUGAUGGCUAAAUACGUACCGGGAUUCGAUAUUUUGAAGAGCGGAAUCUAUUUUCGUGUAUAUUUUCCAUAUUUGUGGUACCGGACUACAAUACAGGAAGAAUCGUAUUCAUUAGAUAAACUUUUCUGUGACAUCGGAGGUGCUCUUGGACUCAUGUUGGGUGCCAGUGUAAUGUCAUGUGCUGAACUACUGGAUUUUGUUCUGUUCAUGAUGUCGUUUGGAUCUGUUCGAUUUUGGCAAAGUAGGAAAAGGAGAAAAACAAAAGUGCAAACCUUAGAAUCUUAAUAAUAUAUGGGACUAUGGUCUUUAUUUCAAUAUGAAUCACAUUGAAAAUUUACACCUCUGUAAUGAAGACAAUUAUAUUCAUAUUGAUCCCAAUUUUUUUCCGUAGUAUAUAUAUUAUUAAAUUAUAAUAUUCCAGGCAAAAACACGUUAUAUGGUCUUUUGUAUUGUUGCUUU